UCUACUGUCUUUACAAUGUCUGAAAUCAGAUUUAGCAAUCUCAUUUGGGAUCAAGUUAUAACACUGAAUCAAGUGUUAGAUGAAGUAAUUCCAAUUCACGGAAGGGGGAAUUUCCCCACACUGGAGGUAAAACCAAAAUAUAUCAUUCAAGUUGUGAAAAAUCAAUUGAUAAAGCAAGGGAUUAUUGUUAAAGAUACCCGACUGAAUGGAUCCACAGCAAGUUAUAUACUUGCAAGCCACAGUGGAAUCAGCUAUAAGGAUUUAGAUGUUAUUUUUGGUGUUGAACUACCAAGCGAUCAGGAAUUUCAAGUUGUUAAAGAUGCAGUUCUUGGCUGUCUGCUUGACUUUUUACCAAAAGGUGUAAAAAAGGAAAAGAUCACCCUAAAGACCAUGAAAGAGGCUUAUGUGCAAAAGAUGGUCAAAGUCUGCAAUAAGCAUGAUCGUUGGAGUCUCAUUUCUCUUUCAAACAACACUGGAAAGAAUGUAGAGCUAAAAUUUGUGAAUUCGCUCAGACGACAAUUUGAAUUUAGUGUUGAUUCCUUUCAAAUUGUUUUGGAU
Messenger RNA from Lontra canadensis (Northern American river otter), 558 nucleotides. Its product is annotated as terminal nucleotidyltransferase 5D-like. Lineage: Eukaryota; Metazoa; Chordata; Mammalia; Carnivora; Mustelidae. The record is from RefSeq and is a predicted model, not a curated record. The annotation marks the transcript as partial. The transcript has a single exon. Gene Ontology annotation, biological process: mRNA stabilization. Gene Ontology annotation, molecular function: RNA binding; poly(A) RNA polymerase activity.